AUGCCUGGUCUUGACCCAAAGGUAGCGGUUCAUCGUCUCGCAGUUAAGCCUGAGGCUCGACCGAUCAAGCAAACGCAACGACGCUUUCGGACAGAACUCCUGCCUCAAAUUGAAGCUGAAGUUGAUAAGUUGAUUGCUGCAGGUUUCAUUAGAGAGGUUCAAUAUCCUAAGUGGAUUGCAAACAUUGUUCCUGUCAAGAAGAAGAACGGACAACUCCGUGUGUGCGUGGACUUCCGCGACUUAAAUGAUGCGUGUCCAAAAGAUGACUUCCCUUUGCCCAUCAUUGAACUCAUGGUGGAUGCAACAACAGGGCAUGAAGCUUUUUCCUUCAUGGAUGGGUCAUCUGGGUACAAUCAAAUCAGGAUGGCCUUAGAAGAUGAAGAGCUUACUGCGUUCCGUACUCCCAAAGGCAUUUAUUGCUACAAAGUCAUGCCAUUCGGGUUGAAAAAUGCUGGUGCAACAUAUCAACGUGCUAUGCAGAACAUCUUCGGAGACAUGCUUCACAAGUACGUGGAAUGUUAUGUCGACGAUUUAGUGGUCAAGUCAAAAAGGAGGACGGAUCACUUCCAAGACCUAAGAAGGGUGUUUGACAGACUACGCAAGUACCAGCUCAAGAUGAACCCCCUCAAAUGUGCUUUUGGAGUUAGUUCAGGCAAGUUUCUUGGAUUCAUUGUGAAACAUCGUGGCAUUGAAGUGGACCAGUCAAAGAUUAAGGCCAUACAAGACAUGCCUGAGCCAAGAAAUCUACGCGAGUUAAAAAGUCUCCAAGGUCGGCUUGCUUUUAUUAGACGGUUUAUAUCAAACCUUGCAGGCCGGUGUCAGCCAUUUAGUCGACUUCUGAAGAAGGAUGUGCCUUUUGUAUGGGAUGAAGCUUGCCAUAACGCCUUUGAAAGCAUAAAGAAGUACUUGGCAAACCCUCCAGUGUUAGGUGCACCCAUUCCUGGGAAGCCGCUUAUACUCUACAUUGCUGCUCAAGAGCGAUCACUCGGGGCACUUCUAGCUCAAGAAAAUGAAGCAAAGAAGGAGAGGGCUUUGUAUUACUUGAGUCGAACUCUCACAGGACCGGAACUGAACUAUCCACCGAUAGAGAAAAUCUGUCUCGCACUCGUCUUCGCCAUACAAAAGUUAAGACAUUACAUGCAAGCUUACACAGUGCAUCUAGUGGCGCGAGCUGACCCAGUCAAGUUUGUUAUGUCACAACCCGUCUUGACAGGGCGAAUGGCAAAAUGGGCACUACUCCUCAAUCAGUAUGAGAUCAUCUACAUACCGGCCAAAGCGGUUAAAGGACAAGCAUUGGCUGACUUCCUAGCGGAUCAUCCUAUUCCUGCGGAUUGGGAGAUUUCAGAUGAGUUGCCAGAUGAAGAAGUCUUUAAUACAGAGGUCCUCCCUGCUUGGCAAAUGUUCUUCGAUGGGUCUUCACGAGCAGAUGGAGCAGGAGCUGGUGUGGUCUUCAUUUCUCCGCAGAGGCAGAUAUUGCCUUAUGCCUUUACUCUUGGUGAGUUAUGUUCCAAUAAUGUUGCUGAGUACCAAGCGCUAAUUAUGGGACUACAAACCGCAGCUGAAAUGAAAAUCUCAAAUCUAGAGGUAUAUGGAGACUCGAAGUUAGUAGUUGAUCAAUUAUUAACUGUCUAUGAAGUGAAGAAAGAGGAUUUAGUUCCUUAUUUUCGGCUCGCCACACAACUCUUAAAGGGUUUUGAUGUUGUUACACUAACGCAUGUGCCAAGGAAAGAAAAUCAAGUGGCAGACGCUUUGGCCAACUUAGCAGCAACUUUGGCAUUAUCAGAGGAUGAAAUCAUACACCUUCCAAUCUGCCAACGGUGGGUUGUACCUACAAUCUCUGAGUUUUGGCAUGAAUACUCCAAUGUUAUCUCUGUUUACGUGAUUGAUGCGGAUGACUGGAGGUACCCGUUGAUUGAUUACCUUGAGCGAAAUAAGUUGUCUGAUGACCCAAAGCAACGCUUGGACAUAAGACGAAGAGUAUCACGCUUCUUCUACUAUAAGGAGACUCUUUAUCGACGAUCAUUCGAUGGAUUGCUUCUUAGAUGUCUGGGGAAAGAAGAAGCUGCUAAGGCUAUGGAGGAAGCUCAUUCAGGAGUAUGCGGAGCUCACCAGUCAGGUCCUAAACUCCAUUUUCAAGUGAAGAGGAUGGGUUACUAUUGGCCCACUAUGGUUAAAGAUUGCAUGGAGUAUGCACAAAGGUGUCAGGCUUGCCAGUUUCAUGCAAACUUCAUCCAUCAACCACCAGAGCCACUGCAUCCAACGAUUGCUUCCUACCCCUUCGAUGUGUGGGGACUUGAUGCUGUUGGGCCCAUAACUCCGAAAUCCUCCGCCAGUCACUCAUACAUUCUAGCGGCUACGGAUUCCUUUUCAAAAUGGGCAGAGGCGGUACCGCUUAAAGAAAUAAAGAAAGAAAAUGUUGUAGACUUCAUCAAAGGGAAUAUCAUUCAACGAUAUGGUGUUCCUCGCUGCAUCAUCACAGACAAUGCCAAGUACUUUUCCAAUAGUGCCAUGGAGAAACUCUGUGAGAAAUUUCACUUCAAGUUACACUUUUCUUCUAUGUACAACGCCCCGGCAAAUGGGUUGGCUGAAGCAUUCAACAAGACAUUGUGCAACAUUUUGAAGAAAGUUGUCAGCAAAACAAAAAGGGAUUGGCAUGAGAGAAUGGGCGAGGCGCUCUGGGCCUAUAGAACGACAUAUCGAACUCCCACGAAAGCUACACCUUACUCCCUUGUAUAUGGUGUUGAAGCUGUCUUACCCUUGGAGAAACAGAUUCCAUCUCUGAGGAUUGCUUUGCAAGAGGGACUGACUGAUGAAGAGAACGUCAAGUUACGCCUUCAGGAGUUGGAAGCCUUAGAUGAAAAAAGACUUGACGCGCAACAGCACUUGGAAUGCUAUCAAGCUCGAAUGUCACGAGCUUUCAACAAAGGGGUUCGACCCAGAUCCUUUCAAGUUGGUGAUCUAGUGCUUGCCGUGCGCAGACCUAUCAUUAUGACACACAAGACUGGUCCAAAGUUUCAGUCAAAGUGGGAUGGACCUUAUGUAGUCCGCGAAGUCUACACCAAUGGAGCCUACAAAAUUGUGGCUGAAGAUGGCCUGAGGAUUGGCCCCAUAAAUGGAAAGUUCCUGAAGAGGUACUACGCUUGA
Rosa chinensis is the source of this 3144-nucleotide messenger RNA. RefSeq lists its product as uncharacterized. Gene Ontology annotation, molecular function: RNA-DNA hybrid ribonuclease activity; nucleic acid binding. NCBI's taxonomy places the organism in Eukaryota, Viridiplantae, Streptophyta, Magnoliopsida, Rosales, Rosaceae. The coding region runs from base 1 to 3144 and encodes 1047 amino acids. The transcript has a single exon. Gene Ontology annotation, biological process: DNA integration. The record is from RefSeq and is a predicted model, not a curated record.